Molecule: messenger RNA, 1928 nt
Organism: Alligator sinensis (Chinese alligator)
Lineage: Eukaryota; Metazoa; Chordata; Crocodylia; Alligatoridae
Gene: CTSH
Product: cathepsin H
Exons: 12
Coding region: 83-1087 (334 amino acids)
Biological process (GO): immune response
Cellular component (GO): lysosome
Molecular function (GO): cysteine-type endopeptidase activity
Source: RefSeq, a predicted model, not a curated record
CCUGCACACUCGUCUCACGUGACCAGACCCCAUCCGAGCCUUGCAGCCGGGCUGAAGGGAGCUGGUCCGUGCCGUGGCCAGGAUGCGACCACCUCUGUGCUGGCUGCUGGCUGCUGCCACGGUGGUCUCCGUCACCGCUGCUGCCGGCUCCCACACGGUCACUGCUGAAGAGGAGAUUCAAUUUAGGUCCUGGAUGCUGCAGCAUGGCAAGUGGUACAGCGAGGGGGAGUACUACAGCCGGCUCCGGAUCUUCGCCGGCAACAAGAGGCGGGUGGAGCGGCACAACGCCGGGAACCACUCCUUCCAAAUGGGGCUAAACGAGUUCUCAGACCUGACGUUCGCCGAGUUUAAGAAGAGAUUCCUCUGGAGCGAGCCGCAGAACUGCUCGGCCACGCGGAGCAACUUGCCACGUAGCUCGGGGCCCUGCCCCAGCGCCAUCGACUGGAGGAAGAAAGGAAACUACGUGACCCCGGUGAAAAACCAGGGCGGCUGCGGGAGCUGCUGGACCUUCUCCACCACGGGCUGCCUCGAGUCUGCAAUCGCCAUCAAGACAGGAAAGCUCCUGAUGCUGUCGGAGCAGCAGCUGGUCGACUGCGCCCAGAACUUCAACAACCACGGGUGCAGCGGGGGGCUGCCGAGCCAGGCCUUCGAGUACAUCCUGUACAACAAGGGGCUGAUGGGAGAGGACACGUACCCGUACCGGGCAGAGAACGGCACCUGCAAGUUCCAGCCCGACAAGGCCAUCGCCUUCGUCAAGGAGGUCGUCAACAUCACUCUGUACGACGAGCUGGGCAUGAUGCAGGCCGUGGGCACGCACAACCCCGUGAGCUUCGCUUUCCAAGUGACCGAGGACUUCAUGCAGUACUCCAAAGGGAUCUACUCCAACCCGCACUGCGAGAAGACCCCGGACAAGGUGAACCACGCGGUCCUGGCUGUCGGAUAUGGCGUGGAAAACGGGAUGCCUUACUGGAUCGUCAAGAACUCGUGGGGCACGUACUGGGGCAUGGAUGGGUACUUCCACAUCGAGCGUGGGAAGAACAUGUGUGGCCUUGCUGACUGCGCCUCUUAUCCCAUCCCCUGGGUCUAAGAUGGGCCGACGGCCGGGGGAGGUGGGCAGAGGAAAGGGCCCUCAGACACCACAGUCCUAGCAGCAGAGACAUGGGAUGGGGCUAACUCCGCUGAGGUCCCGAUCCUGCCGUGAGCUCUGCCCGACUGUUUGCACAGAGCUCACUGGAGGAGCUGGAUCUCACACCCCUCCACCUGCCCUCCUGAGGCCGGUGGGUUUCCUGUAAAUAAAUCUGCCCGCAUCGCGGCACGUUGCAAAUGCCGGGGAAACUCACCGUCCGAUCCCAGCCCUGAUAUCACAGCACCACGUGCUCUGCAUCUCUAUGCCUGACUUGCCCAUUUGCUGGGCGUGGGCGCUGACACGUAUGUGACCAGCCUCUCCACGCUUGGCUGCAGUGGGUUAGACAGUGCUGGAGAAGCACCUGGAAAAUACCCGAUGUGCCACGUUAUCGGUGUCAGUCCAGUUAGAAACUGGAGCCUCUCCUCCCCGUCCACACUUCAGAAGACCUCACUUCCAGGGCACUCCUACUUCCUUGCCAAGACUGAAUUUCUCCCUUCCUCAGAAAAGUUAGUGCUAUGAGUUUUUAAGUCUAUUUUCAUUAAAGCUGAAGAGGUGAUUAUUUUUUUAAGAUCUCAGAGACUAUUUUAAUGAAGACUCAAAGGAAUUCACGAUUUUCUACAAAACUGGUGUAAAAAACAGAACGUUUAGUGUCUGUGAUGUUAGCACGGUGAGCUGUAAGAGGGCUCAGCUCGGCUAUGCCGCCAGCGUUGCAUCCGGCUCGUGUCCGGGUCGCACUGCUGAAACGUUGCAGCGAUUUAUGGCGUUGAAUAAAAACAACCUGUCACUUUGGCAGUAUUGUGUU